AUGCCAGUUCCGUACGAGGAGAAGACGUUCCCCCCGCUGAAGGGGCUGCACAUCCGGCCUAUGAAUGACUCACGCCUGUGCGAGCGUAUCAAGGUACUGGAUGACUAUUGCUUCCCGGUGAAGUACACGGAGAGUUACUACAACGACUACGUCCGCCACAGCUUUCACGAGUUUAACCAACUAGCCUUCUACCACGAUAUUCUAGUCGGCUCCAUCACGUGCCGCCUAGAGAAGACCGCCACAGACGGCGAGUACGUCCUCUACAUCAUGACCAUUGGCGUUUUGGAGGCGUACCGCCACAUGUGCAUCGGCUCUCUGCUGCUACAGACGGUUCUGUCGGCCGUGCACAACGACACCCGCAACCGCAUCGUGGCGGUCACGCUGCACGUCCAGGUCGGAUCACCUGCGCUGGAGUUCUACCGACACUUCAACUUUGAGGAAGUGCAGCUGGUAGAGAACUACUACUCUGAUCUCGACGAGUGCAACGCCAUUCUGCUGCGCCGUGUCGUGCCGCAGCCGCACUUUGAAUACCACAAGAAGUCCAAGUAA
This is a messenger RNA of Leishmania braziliensis MHOM/BR/75/M2904, 549 nucleotides long. RefSeq names its product putative acetyltransferase. Gene Ontology annotation, biological process: mitotic sister chromatid cohesion. Gene Ontology annotation, molecular function: acyltransferase activity, transferring groups other than amino-acyl groups. NCBI's taxonomy places the organism in Eukaryota, Euglenozoa, Kinetoplastea, Trypanosomatida, Trypanosomatidae. The record is from RefSeq and is a predicted model, not a curated record. Gene Ontology annotation, cellular component: NatA complex. Bases 1 to 549 code for a protein of 182 amino acids. The transcript has a single exon.